GUUAGAUUUGUUUUCUGACAGAAUCGUCUUACGGCUUCAGAAAUUACAGAUUACAAGAUGUUGCUGCAGAUAGCUGCAGUUGUUUCCACAAUGCUUAUGGUGGUAGAAUCAAGUGCAAAAUUGGAGAUGUUAGUUGGAUGUGGGAGAAGAAAAAAUGUGUACUUGUCUGGUAUAGAGAUGGGUGAAGUGUACCAAACAAAUUUGAAUCGUUUCAAAGGCGCUGUUUGUCAAAAUGGUUUACGCAGGUGGAGAAAUUCUAAUCAACAAGUAGUUGUUGCAAACUGGUGGGUAAGUUUCGACACCAUGGGUUGGGCGCUAUGUCCAGAAGGUCAUUUUCUAAUUGGCAUUCGUAGAGUGACAGAGAGAACUUUUGAAACAACUGAAUACGGUGGAAUGUAUUUAGCAGCCUAUAUGAAAACAGUCGAAUAUAAAGUGUUCUUUAAAAAAGAAGAUCAACCACUGUUCCACAUUGAAGAAGGAGUCUGCGCUAAGCCCGCUGAUCACCCACACCACUACAGAAAUUGCGAGCAUCUUGAUAUCACUCACUGUUAUCAGAAGAAAGGACCUUGCGAAUGUAAACAAGGCUAUCAUCUUGCUGGUGUGUACAGGGAGGCGUGCAAUGAAUCGGAAUGUCUGACUGAGUUUAGAUGUUGCGCCAUGAUGGAUGAGAUGGAUAAACUGGAUGGGAUAGACAGUGUACAGACAUUAAUCAUGGACAGAACUCUUUAUCCAUUGUCUUACCUAGCUUUCUACCUUGGUUAUGGGUGGUGCGCUGGUUGUCGAGGCAAGUAUGUGGGCGAUGAUUUCAAAAGAAAUGGUCACACGUGGGAAGCAGUGCUUAGUGAAUUCUGUGAAGGUUAUAAACAUGAAGAGAGACUUAAAAUCGACUACCUUAACUGGACCUAUGAAAAAACGAACGAGAAGUUUGGUGAAAUGAAAAGAGAAAUUAUGGACGUUGUAACUGUUGAAGAAAAAACAAUUAGAAACUAUAACACUAAUCCCCAUACAUCUUUUCUACAGAGAACUCGCACUGAAUUUCAAAGCGUGACUCACACGACUACUAAUUCAUGGAGAAAUGCUCAUGAGUUGGGUAUAGAGAUUUCAUUUCCAUUUAAACAUAUUGCUCCUAAGGUUAACUACAAAUUCACUUAUGAAAAUGCUCAGACAGUAGUUGACGGUACAAACAAUAGUUCGUCAUCUACUUCUACAACGGCUGACACAGUGACAGUACCUGCUAAAAGCGAAGUCGAAUGGAAAUUACAGCAUUAUAAAAUACGCGUCUCUAUACCCUAUACUGUUACUGUGCGGGCCAAAUUUUCAACGCAGUUUCGAGGAUUUCUAAGAUGGGGCCAAGGCAAAAAUAGCAAAACAACAAAUUACCACCAUGUACAUCGUGGUAUUGGAGACAGACCAACUUUUAAUUACACAUUCGGAGAUAAACAUAUUCCAUUUUAUCACGCACUUAAACAGCAAUCUGAUCGUAACGCUGAACCCUGGCUUUGGGUCGACUUAAAACAUGCUUAUACCAGCUCUCAAUCUAUGAUAAAUCAACUCACAGACGAAAAGAAUUACGAAUUUAAUGUAACCGGAUGGUUUACGCUUUACGGCAUUAAGGUCGAGAAUGAAGUUUCCACACCGAAACAAAUUUCGCGAAAACGAAGAUUUGUGAACAGACCGGAAAUCAAGGCGGAGACUGAAAUGUCAGAUAUCAAUAAGGUAAAGACUGACAUGGCAGGCAUCAAUAAUGUGAAGUCUGACAAUGCAGAUAUUAUUGUGAAGACUGACAUAUCAGAUGUCAAUAAGAUGAAAACGGACAUGGCAGAUGUCAAUAAGAUGAAAACUGACAUGGCAGAUGUCAAUAAGAUGAAAACUGACAUGGCAGAUGUCAAUAAGAUGAAAACUGACAUGGCAGAUGUCAAUAAGAUGAAAACUGACAUGGCAGAUGUCAAUAAGAUGAAAACUGACAUGGCAGAUGUCAAUAAGAUGAAAACUGACAUGGCAGAUGUCAAUAGGAUGAAAACUGACAUGGCAGAUGUCAAUAAGAUGAAAACUGACAUGGCAGAUGUCAAUAAGAUGAAAACUGACAUGGCAGAUGUCAAUAGGAUGAAAACUGACAUGGCAGAUGUCAAUAAGAUGAAGACUGACAUGGUGAAGAAUGACGUGGCGAAAACGGCCUUGAUACUCGACCUGUUAAACACAACAAUCGAUGCUCAUGCUUGUGAGCUGCCCUACUUAAAGUUUAUUGACCUUGACGAGAAGGUGGACCCAGAAGACAUUUGAAUCAUAAUACAGAGGCAAACAUUUGGUUUCGUUUAGAUUUAGAAUGUAACGUGCAAAGUUUGUCUUUAAUUAUGUUUUAAAAACUUACAAUUACAUUUCUCUAUCACUUUGAAUAGAAUGUCUUAAAAUUAAAUAAACUAAAGUACUC
This is a messenger RNA of Physella acuta, 2428 nucleotides long. RefSeq lists its product as uncharacterized. NCBI's taxonomy places the organism in Eukaryota, Metazoa, Mollusca, Gastropoda, Physidae. The record is from RefSeq and is a predicted model, not a curated record.